Molecule: messenger RNA, 2482 nt
Organism: Linum tenue
Lineage: Eukaryota; Viridiplantae; Streptophyta; Magnoliopsida; Malpighiales; Linaceae
Source: the annotation of a GenBank genome assembly
AAUAUAUUGAAAUCGGGCCAAUGCCCACCGUCGGAUCACUCAAAAUACUGCUCACAGCUGGAAGCGUAACCCGCUUGACCAGAUCAAGCACGUGAUCGUCGAACCUGGAUAGAGAUCCCAUACUCUACUACUCUCACCAGUUUCUCCUCCAGCACACUCCUCUUCUUCUGCUGCCCUCUCAAACCCUAAUCUCGGAACUCACUUGCGAGCUCGUGGUCCUUCCUUUCUGCAUCGAAUCUCUGCAAGUCGCACUGCAUUGGUCCUUUAGUGAGUGCUCAUGCCAUUUCCAGUCCUUGAAUUGCUCAUUUGAACAAUCUUGACGAAAUUGCGAUAAAGAAUAAAUGGAUUCAGUACCUGCUGACCCGUCAGCUGUAUCAGCAAAAUCUCCUGAGAUACAACCAACUGCGUCAGUAGAUUCUGGAUCAGAUACUUCUGUGCGUGAUGUGCCAUCAAAGUUGUCUUCUUGGGCUAGAAGUUUCAAAAUCCCUCAGCCACUGACUACCACAGUGGAUGAUUCACCUACUGGGGGUGCUGGAAAAUCAACCUUUUCACGCUUCACAAGCGGUUUCGGGUUGCGUUCAUCUCCAAAAUCACCUCCAGCAAAUGAGGGUUCACCUGAACCUGAGACAUCCCCUGGCUUCAUUGGAACAAUUACCAAAGGUUUAGUUGAUACAUCAAAGAAUGCAGUGAAAGCGGUACAAGUCAAGGCUCGGCAUGCUGUUUCUCAAAAUAAGAGGAGGUACCAGGAUGGGGGAUUUGAUCUUGACAUGACCUACAUCACUGAAAAUAUAAUAGCUAUGGGAUUUCCUGCUGGUGAUAUGAGUUCUGGGUUUUUUGGCUAUGUUGAGGGGUUCUACCGCAACCACAUGGAAGAAGUGAUAAAGUUUUUCGAAAUGCAUCACAAGGACAAGUACAAAGUAUACAACCUUUGCUCUGAGAGGCUUUACGACGCAUCACUGUUCGAAGGAAAGGUGGCUAGUUUUCCGUUUGAUGACCACAACUGCCCCCCGAUUCAACUGAUAAUAUCAUUUUGUCAUAGUGCUUACUCAUGGUUGAAGGAAGAUAUUGAGAAUGUUGUGGUUGUCCACUGUAAGGCUGGAAUGGCAAGGACAGGGCUCAUGAUUUCUAGCCUUCUUCUGUACCUGAAAUUCUUUCCUACAGCAGAAGAGUCCAUUGAUUACUACAAUCAAAAGAGAUGUUUCGAUGGGAAAGGACUUGUUCUGCCCAGUCAAAUUAGAUAUGUGAAGUAUUUCGAGCGUACCUUAACAUACUUCAAUGGUGAAAAUCAGCCUGGGCGAAGGUGCAUGCUUCGGGGAUUUCGGCUUCACCGGUGCCCUUACUGGAUACGGCCUGCUAUAACUGUUUCUGAUCAUAAUGGUGUCCUCUUUUCUUCGAAAAAGCAUUCGAGGACCAAGGACUUAUCGCCAGAAGACUAUUGGUUCAGUGCGCCGAAGAAAGGAGUUAUGGUCUUUGCUCUCCCAGGGGAGCCGGGUCUGGCAGAGGUGGCUGGAGACUUCAAAGUCCAGUUUCAUGACCGCCAGGGAGACUUCUACUUUUGGUUAAACACAACAAUGAUGGAAAACAGAACAAUUUUGAACACUGGCGACAUGGACGGUUUUGACAAGAGAAAACUUCCAUCAGCAGGGUUUCAAGUUGAGGUGGUUCUGGUAGAUGCCAACAAUAGCAAUGUUGCUCCAGCAUCUCUAAACACACCCCCAGCAAAGUCCGAUGAAGGAGGCUCGAGCACUGUUCCUCCCACCUCGGUCGAGACAGCUUCAGCGCCAACCACACCUGCCACCUCAAUGCAAAGCAAAGGCUCCACACCAAGCCCCGACAAGGAUGAUGUAUUUUCAGACAAUGAAGCAGAUGAAUCGGUGUCUUCCAAGAGAAAAGGAGCUGAAGCUAUGACACAACCCAAAGCAACUACUGCAGCAGAUGGGGGAUCUAUUGCAGCGGCGGCCACUGCUAAAACGGAGCAACAAGUUUCGAGUUUAGCAAAAGCGACAGAACAGGUUUCUGUGGCGAAUGCGGCAUCCGAGAAGCCGGUGCACAACACUAAUCAGCCAAAGGGAGGCAGUGACACCUCGGGCGGCGUUGCGUCGAACAGCACGGAGAGCGAGUUCAAAGCAAUGGCUGCUGAUGCAUCUGUGUUCACUUUUGGGGACGAUGAUGACUAUGAAAGUGAUUAAAAUAAGAAAGGAGAACGCAAAUCUCCACUUCUCUUUCUGCUCGGUUCUGUACAUAGUUUAUGGCAAGUUAAGUGGCCAUAGCUUGGUUCUCUGAUUCUGGGUUUGUUGGAACAAAAUGCAGACUUUAGAAGUAAUACUCCCCCUUGCACCAGAUUGUUUUUAUUUGUUUCAUUGGAUUGUGGAGUUUAUUGUACAUAAUUAGAUUCUUAACAAUGUACAUUUUUCUGUCGUAAUGAAAUGAUGGAAGUUGAUCUACUCAUUUGAAGAGAAUGGAAGUUAUGGAUUUAUACUCA